Triticum dicoccoides is the source of this 663-nucleotide messenger RNA. Its product is annotated as germin-like protein 8-11. The coding region runs from base 47 to 487 and encodes 146 amino acids. NCBI's taxonomy places the organism in Eukaryota, Viridiplantae, Streptophyta, Magnoliopsida, Poales, Poaceae. The transcript has a single exon. The record is from RefSeq and is a predicted model, not a curated record. Gene Ontology annotation, molecular function: manganese ion binding.
UAGGGUGACCAACAAGGUUGGAUCCAACGUCACCUUGAUCAAUGUCAUGGAGAUUGCUGGACUCAACACCCUCGGCAUCUCAAUCGCACGCAUCGACUAUGCUCCCUUAGGCCAGAACCCUCCACACACGCACCCCCGCGCCACUGAGAUCCUCACGGUGCUCGAGGGAACAUUGUACGUUGGCUUUGUCACAUCCAACCUGCCCGCCCCAGCCAGAAACAAGUUCUUCUCAAAGGUGCUCAACAAAGGUGAUGUGUUUGUCUUCCCCGUGGGGCUCAUCCACUUCCAAUUCAACCCUAACCCCCACCAGCCCGCCGUUGCAAUUGCCGCGCUCAGCAGCCAGAACCCAGGGGCUAUCACAAUUGCCAAUGCGGUGUUUGGGUCAGACCCACCAAUAUCAGAUGAUGUUCUCGCCAAGGCGUUUCAGGUGGAAAAGAAUACGAUAGACUGGCUCCAGGCUCAGUUCUGGGAGAACAACCACAACUAAGUUAGAUGUUGCUGAUUACACGGAAGACCAGUGCCUAAAUAUGGACAUGUUUGAGUUACUAGAUAUGCAUCCUAUUUUAUAAAAUAAAUGGAGCAUAUGCCAUUCCAUUGUGUGUCUGUAAUGAGUGAAUGUAUUUAUACCUUUUGAAUAGUUGACAAUAUUAUUUUUUAUUCACA